Molecule: messenger RNA, 4405 nt
Organism: Carya illinoinensis
Lineage: Eukaryota; Viridiplantae; Streptophyta; Magnoliopsida; Fagales; Juglandaceae
Product: disease resistance protein RUN1-like
Exons: 5
Coding region: 63-3503 (1146 amino acids)
Biological process (GO): signal transduction; defense response
Molecular function (GO): ADP binding
Source: RefSeq, a predicted model, not a curated record
CUUACCCAAUCUCUAUAAUUGGAUCUCUUGCUAAACUGUAAUCGCGCAUACGUACUGAGAGCAUGACUUCUUCUAUGGCCUUUCAAUUAGGAGCUUCUUCCUCUUCUUCAUUCUCUUCGUCUUCUUCCAACCGUCCAUGGAAUCAUGAUGUAUUUUUGAGCUUUAGAGGUGAAGAUGUUCGCUGUGGCUUUAUUUCCCAUCUAAAUCAUGCUUUGCGUCAAGAUGGAAUCAAUACUUAUAUGGACAACACUGAUCUUGAAAUGGGAGAGGAAAUUUCACCAGCACUUUUCAAAGCUAUUGAAGGGUCAAUGAUUUCUGUCAUUGUACUAUCUAAAAACUAUACAGAAUCUAGAUGGUGCUUAGACGAGCUAUUGAAGAUUCUUGAUUGCAAGGAAAUAAUUGUUCUACCAAUUUUUUACUACGUAGAUCCAUCGGAAGUACGACAUCAAAAAGGGAUUUUUGGAGAAUCCUUUGAUAAACUUGGAGAUAAGCUCAAGGAUAAAGCAAAGAUGUUAAAAUGGAAGGUAGCUUUGAAAAAAGUAGCCGAUUUAUCUGGUUUCUCAUUAGCGAACUUCAGGGAUGAGUCAGAAUUGAUCCAAAAUAUCAUUCAGUGGGUGGACUCGAGAAAAGUACUAAACCAAACACCUUCAAGCAUUGCCGUGUAUCCAAUUGGGAUAAAGUCUCGUAUACGAGACAUUGAUCAACAUUUACGUAUCGGAAUGAAUGAUAUUAUACUCAUGGUAGGGAUAUUCGGAACCGGUGGAAUUGGUAAGACAACUAUUGCAAACGAUAUUUAUAACAAGAUUCGUUUUCAAUUUGAAGGAAGUUGUUUCUUGAGAAAUAUUAGAGAAAUUUCAAAACAAGUGGGAGGUCUGAUUCAGCUGCAAAAUGAACUUCUUUUCGAGAUUUUAGGAACAACAUCGAAUAUUAAUGAUGUUGAGAAAGGAGUCGAAGUGAUUCGGGAUAGACUUCGCUCUAAAAAGGUUCUACUAGUUCUUGAUGACGUGGAUGAGUUGGCCCAACUAAAAAAACUAGCUAGAGAUCGUGCUUGGUUUGGUUCGGGAAGUAGAAUUCUCAUAACAACAAGAGAUCAACACUUAUUAGAAGCCUUUGAAGUUGAUUCAAAGUACGAGGUGAUGAUUUUGGAUGACAAUGAAGCUCUUCAGCUCUUUAGCUUGCAUGCUUUCAAGGAAAAAGAACCGCCGGAGGAUUUUAUGGACAUAUCUAAACAAGUAACAAAAUAUGCUCAAGGUCUUCCACUAGCUUUAACAGUGCUAGGUUCAGAUCUAAAAAGUCAAAGUAUACGUCAAUGGGAAAGUGCAUUGGAUAAAUAUAAAAACAUUCCCCAUGGUGAUAUUCAGAAAGUACUCUUAGUUGGUUAUGAAGGUCUGCAUGAUACUGAUAAGGAAAUAUUCCUUGAUAUUGCAUUUUUCUUCAAAGGAGAAUCUUUGGAAAAUGUCACGAAAAUAUUUGAUUCUUGUGGUUUUUACCCGGAUCAUGGAAUCAAGAGGCUUAAAGACAAGUGUCUUAUUACUACUACUAUUGAAUGGGGUAAUGAACGUGUUGGGAUGCAUGAUUUGCUGCAAGAUAUGGGACGAGAAAUUGUUCGACUAGAAUCAUCCAAAGAACCUAGCAAACGUAGCAGACUGUGGAUUCACAAGGAUAUCCGUGAAGUGUUGGAGGACAGUACGGGGCCAAACAAAAUUGAAGGCAUGGUAUUAGAUUUACCUAAAGACGAGGAGGAGAUAAGGUUGCAUCCGAAAGCAUUUCUACACAUGAAAAGACUUAGAGUCUUUAUAAAUCGUAAUGCACGUUUUUCUUGUGAAUCCAAUUAUCUCUCCGACAAUUAUCUCUCCGAAGAGUUAAGAGUCCUUGAUUGGAGUAACUAUCAUUUACCAUAUUUGCCACGUAAUUUCCAAGGGAAGAAACUCAUUGUCUUUAGGAUGCAGCAUAGCCUCAUCAAAGAGUUAGGGAAUGGAUUCAAGCCCAAGAAUUUGACGAUUAUAACUUUCGAAGAUUGUAAAUUCUUAAAAAAGAUUCCGGAUCUUUCAAGCCUCUCAAAUUUGAAGGAAUUGGCUGUCCAAUUUUGUACAAGAUUAGUUGAGGUGCAUGAUUCCGUUGGAUCUUUGGACAAUCUUUCCAUGUUGGAUUUUUUUUGUUGCUCUAAACUCCAAAUCCUUCCAAGAAGCCUCAAUUUAAGAUCUUUAUGCUAUCUUGGUCUUCGGGAUUGCCCAAGCAUUCGUUAUCUUCCUGAAAUCGAGUGUAAAAUGGAAUCUUUAAUUGAAUUGAAUCUACGUGACACCGCAAUAGAAGAGCUACCUUUAUCCAUCAGGAACCUCAUACGACUCGAGUCUUUAUAUUUAAAAGGCUGCAAAAACCUUAUGCGUCUCCCAAUUGCUUGCAUUCGGCUGCAACAUUUACGUUGGCUCGAGAUUGGUGGUAAUUUUCCAAAUCUUGUAAAGAAGAUGAGGGAUGAUGGGCUAUCCCUUCUAGCUAUUGAGUCUACAAAAAUGGAAGAGGAGAUGUCAUUACGUGAAGAACGACUCCAUGAAUUGGCAUCUCCAACGAAUUCAAGCAAUGGGAGCACUGGAUUACAAUUGUUGGAUCUUCAAAAUUGUUUCCAAUCAGAAACAAAUUUCUUUCCAAUAUCUAGUUUAUUUACCAUGUUUAACUCCUCUGCCAGUUUGUGUCAUUUAUAUCUAUCUUCCACUGAUAUUGUUUGCCUUCUCACGAGCAUCAAAGAUAUUAUGAGCCUCGAAUCUCUUUCCUUGAGCUAUUGUUGUAAACUUGAAGAAAUACCAGAGCUUCCACCAAAUAUAAGAGCAGUAGAUGUUAGGGGAUUCAAGUCAUUAGAAAUAUUUCAGAAAAUGCAUGAGAAUAGAUGGAAUGAUAAAGUGCAAAAUCCUUAUUUGUGCAAGGGAGUCUAUGAAUAUGAAUAUGAUGCUACUUUGUUUCCGGAAAAUCAAUUUUUAGAGUGGUUGAGUUAUAUUCAUGAGUUUAUAGAGGAUAGUGGAAUGGUGAAGGGGCCAGAUAAUUAUGUUAGACCAAGGGGAGAAGAAGAGUGGGUAAUAGAUAUCGAGGGGCCGCACAAUUUGGAGGAGAUAAAAGGAAUUGUACUGUAUAUCAUAAUACUUUAUAAAGAUGCUUCAGUGGAUUGUACAAUUGAUCAUACUAAUGCUAAGAUAACCAGUAAGAGGUCAGAUCAUGUAUGUCGUGUUGAAGGGGUACAAUUGGUUAAUAAGGGUUCGUACCGCAUGGGAAAUAGUACUGGAUAUGCUAUUUGGGUGGGGUACUCCAAUUUACAAUCUUUUAAGCUACCAGUUUUGGAAAAUUUCCAAGUUCAAUUUGAUCUUCGAUGUAAAGGGAUGGUGUGGUUUUAUAAAACUUGCAGAGCCAAAGUUGUAUACAAGAAUGAAAGUAAGUCCCCUCUUUUAAUUUCCUCCUCUCUGCGAAUUAUAUUUUUUCCCUUUCACUUUGUACAUUUAAUUUUGUUUCUGGGAUGAUGAUUUUACUUAUAGCCAUUCAUAGUCGAUGCCAUGGUGCUUCUUUGAAGCUUCACAAUGUGUAGCUACCAAAAUAACUUGCAUCUCUGUUUUGUUUUUGAGACAUUGCCCUGUUUUAGGCCCCAAUAAAAACAUAGCUUCAUUUGGUAUUCUUUUUUGUACUUCAAAUUUGGUAUUCUUCAAAACCAUAUAAUAGAAGAGCAUGAAGACAGUGAAAAAUCAUCCAGGUGUCCAAUGUGAAGAUGGUUGUUUAGGUGGAAUCUUCAAUUUUUAUUUUCUAUUUCCCUAUUGUCUCAUCAAACAAACUGUGUAUGGAAAGAAGCAUGCGCAUGAGGAGAUUGAAUCAAAGCAAUGAAUGUAUGAAAUGAAUGAAGUUGGGACUGUACUUUUACCUUUUGUCUGGUAAUUUUCUUUUGGGCUUUUCCCUGUUUGCAGCAUUGGAGCCUAUUGAUACAAAAGCAUGAAGAGAGUGUGAAAAAUCAUCCACGUGUGCUGCAUGAAGAUGGAAGUUUCAGUGGAAUCUUCAAAUUUUGUUUUUUGUUCCCCUGUUUUAUCAGCAACCAAACUGUGGAUGGGGAGACGGAUGAGCAUGAGGAGAUUGAAUCAAAGCAAUGAAUGUAUUGGAUGAAUAAAGUUAGAACUGUACUCUUGCCUUCUAUUCCAAAGGUUGAACUGUACUAUUUUUUAGGUAAAUAGUGCUAUGCUAUCAGGGCCUUGUUCCAUUUUUAGUUUUUCUGCAUUUUAGCAUUCUAGGCACAAAUUCAUCAUCAAUGAUAAAUGAUGUUGAGGUUGGAAGUUUGUAGUAGGCAUAUUCCAAGGUUUCAUUGUCUUUGGAUUGUGUAUUUUGUAGAAUUUGUGUGAUUUGGAAAUUCUGAAGGCUGCAACUUCCACUUUAAACACCA